CCCUACAGACGCCUGCCAUAUGCAAGGAAAUGUUCACGUCACGUCAACUACCACCUCAGUGUAUAAUGUAGCUGUGUUAGCUAACAGUAAAAUCUGAUUUUUACUCACUAUGUAUUUUGAAAAUCAACGAUUACUAUAUCAGGGCUCACCGCUGUUGCUAUUAAGUAGUACAUGAAUCGUUUCAUCAUUAAAGAUCCCUGAGCUCCGCGGUUAUUUUCGUUUUCAGCCUUCAGUCAGCAGCAACAUGGAUGAGAAAUACAGCAGUAAUGUCAUCUCCGGUGGCAAACUGGGUCGAGUUGAGGCUCCAAAUUCCAAAUUGACCCGGUAUAUAGUGUUACUCUACUUUACCAAGCUGCUAAAGGCUUUUGGGAUAUUUGAAUCCUAUGAUCUUCUAAAAGUUGUGCACAUUGUACAGUUUCUCUUCAUACUAAAAAUGGGGUGUGCAGUGAUAUUGGUGUUCUUUCAAAAGCCGUUCUCAUCAGGAAAAAUGAUCCAUAAAAGACAGUGGAUAAAAAUCCUCAAACACGCUGUCAUAAGCUGCGUCAUUUCCCUGUUGGGUUUUUUUGGGUUGACACUCUGUGGGCCACUCAGGACGUUGUUGCUGUUUGAGCACAGUGAUGUGGUGGUGAUCUCUCUCCUCAGUGUUCUCUUCACCAGCUCUGGAGGAGGACCUUCUAAGACGAGGGGUGCUGCUUUUUUCAUUAUUGCUGUUAUCUGCCUUUUGUUUUUUGAUAAUGAUGAUCUUAUGGCAAAGAUGACAGAGCACCCUGAAGGACAUCAUGACAGUGCUCUUACCCAUGCAUUGUACACAGGGAUCGCAUUUCUGGGGGUGGCAGACCACAAGGGUGGAGUGGUUCUGCUGGUUUUGGCUCUGUGCCUGAAGGUAGCUUUCAAUGCGGCAUCAAGAAAACUGUCAGUGGAGAUUGGCGGUGUAAAGCGCCUUUAUGCUCUGUCUAACUUGGUGUCCUCUGUAGUUUUGCUGCCUUGGGUCAUAGUGCUGUCUGCAACCACUGAGAGUAAGGUGGAAUCCUGGUCUGGUCUCAUCUUUCCCUUCUCCUUGAUCAUAUUUUCUGUGAUGAUCCUGGACUUUUAUGUGGAGUCCAUCUGCACGGCUAAACUGGAAGCCUCACGCUGUGCUCGCUACGGUUCCACCUUCCUGUUCCUCAGUGGCCUGUUUCUGGUAAACUUCUGGACCCACCCAUUAACUGACCAGUUCAGAGCUAUAAGCAACCCUGGCCAGCAGAGUAGCACCGAGCAUGUGCUGUCUGGUGGAGUGCUGGUUAGUGCUUGCUUUUUCAUCAUAGCCAAUUGUGUGCUGUCAGCGCCAUCAUCAAAGGGUCAAAAAGGUACAUUGGUGGGUUACUCUCCUGAAGGAACACCUCUUUAUAACUUCAUGGGAGACGCCCUACAGCACACAUCCCAGUCUUUGCCUCGUUUCAUCAAAGACUCCCUCAAACAGAUCCUGGAGGAGUAUGACUCACGGCAGAUCUUCUACUUCCUCUGUCUUAACCUGGCCUUCACAUUUGUAGAGCUCUUCUAUGGUGUUUGGACCAACAGUCUGGGGCUGAUCUCUGAUGGUUUCCACAUGCUGUUUGACUGCUCAGCUCUGGUGUUGGGACUGUUUGCUGCGCUCAUGACCAGAUGGAAAGCAACCAGAAUAUAUUCCUAUGGGUAUGGCCGUGUUGAAAUCCUCUCUGGAUUUAUCAAUGGCCUGUUUCUCAUGGUCAUAGCAUUUUUUGUGUUUGUGGAAUCCGUCACUAGACUUAUUGAUCCACCAAACAUCAACACAGAUAUGCUGACGCCGGUGUCGGUCGGCGGACUAAUCGUCAAUCUAGUGGGCAUCUGUGCCUUCAGUCAUGCUCAUUCUCAUGGAGCCUCCAAAAGCAGCUGCUCCGGGCAUGAGCACGGCCAUUCGCACCACGGGCACGGCCAUGGUAAUGCAGAACACAGCCAUGGAGGACACGGACACAGCCAUGGAGGACAUGGACACUCUCAUAGCCACGGGCAUUCCCAUGGAUCUUCGGGAGGAGGAAUGAAUGCUAAUAUGAGAGGCGUGUUUCUUCACGUGCUUGCCGACACUCUGGGUAGCGUUGGUGUGAUUAUAUCCACGGUUCUUAUCAGACAGUUCGGAUGGCUGAUUGCAGACCCAAUUUGUUCCCUCUUCAUUUCUACAUUGAUUUUUCUCAGUGUCAUUCCUCUAAUAAAGGAUGCCUGUGAGGUCCUUCUGCUGAGAAAUCCACCUGAGAAUGAGAAAGAGUUCAACUUUGCUCUUGAAAAGAUUCAGAAAAUAGAAGGUGUUUUGUCCUACCGUGACCCACACUUCUGGAGACAUUCCGCCAGUGUCAUUGCUGGGACCAUUCAUAUUCAACUCAUGUCUGAUGUCGUGGAACAGCGAGUUAUUCAGCAGGUGUCUGCUGUGUUGAAAGAUGCUGGUGUUAAUAACUUGACUAUACAGUUGGAAAAAGAGGCCUACUUUCAGCACAUGUCUGGCCUCAGCACCGGAUUCCAUGAGGUCCUUAACAUGACGCAACAGAUGGAGUCCAUGAAAUAUUAUAAAGAUGGCACAUGUAUUAUGUAAACGUUUGCUUUAGAAAAUUAAAAUAUUACAAAGGAAAUGGUUUUAAGAUGCAAUUUUAAUCUUUUCUUUUUUUAAUAAAAAUAUUUUAUAAUGUU
Molecule: messenger RNA, 2673 nt
Organism: Misgurnus anguillicaudatus (oriental weatherfish)
Lineage: Eukaryota; Metazoa; Chordata; Actinopteri; Cypriniformes; Cobitidae
Gene: slc30a5
Product: solute carrier family 30 member 5
Biological process (GO): zinc ion import into Golgi lumen; intracellular zinc ion homeostasis
Cellular component (GO): membrane; cytoplasmic vesicle; Golgi apparatus
Molecular function (GO): zinc ion transmembrane transporter activity
Source: RefSeq, a predicted model, not a curated record